Molecule: messenger RNA, 327 nt
Organism: Diutina rugosa
Lineage: Eukaryota; Fungi; Ascomycota; Pichiomycetes; Serinales; Debaryomycetaceae
Exons: 1
Coding region: 1-327 (108 amino acids)
Source: RefSeq, a predicted model, not a curated record
AUGGAGAACCCAUUCGGUGCUUUGUCUGAAGACGAAGCGGACCCUACCGACGAUGUCGCUGAGAAAGUUGAAGAACUUCAAAGACCAGACUGGACUAUGCCAGUUGGCUCUGCGAGUUACGCAUCUUUCUCCCCCUCUAUGACUCAAACCUCCUCCGGUCCCCUGGCCCAAUGGCGGUCUGUUUCGCAGACGCUGAUUUUGCCAGGUCAGAAGCCGGUACUCCAUGAUGAAGAUGACGACUUAUAUCAACUUGCUUCGCAGUCUUCGAGUGUUCAUGCUCCCCCAGGGGAUCGUGCCAUUCCUAUAGACUCUGAAGCCCGGUUGUGA